ACACACACACACACACACCACAGGGUUAGUCAUGUCGAGGUUAUCUUAACCCCCUUGUCACACAGCAAGUAGGGCCCGACAGUUACACACCACAGGGCAGAUAGGGCCUGAAAACCACAAACCUGGAAGGUACGCAUUAGAAGCAUGGAUUUAAAAAGCCUUUUUGUGGUAGCCCAGUUUAUAAAGGCAAGAUGUGCCCAUGGCAUGACAGCAGGAAAGGCCAAAAAGGAUAAGAAUUAUGUUUUCUAUGAGGUGGAGAUUCAGGAUUCCAAGAAGUUGAAGCUUUGCUACUUGGACAAGGUGGAACCUAAUGCCACUAUUGGAGAGAUCAAGUGUCUAUUAUAUAAGAUCUAUCCUAAAUGGUACCCAGCCAGACAGGCUUUGUCACUUCACCCAGAUGGGGAGUCCCUGAAGGAUGAUGAGGUAUUGGAGAAUCUACCGGUGGGAACCACGGUAACAAUGUUCUUCCACGACCUGGGACCGCAGCUGGGGUGGACCAUGGUGUUUCUGGCGGAGUGCAUCGGACCUCUCUUCAUCUACCUUUUCUUCUACCUCCAUCUCCUCAACAUCUACGAGCAGAAAGAUGACUAUACCUCCAAUCCCUGCUCAGUGGUCACGCUGGCGUGUGUGUGUCACUGUUUCCACUACUUCAGAAGGCUGUUGGAAACCGUCUUCAUUCAUCGCUUCUCAGACGGCACCUUGCCACUGCAAAUCAUCAUGAGGAACUGCCUGUACUACUGGGGAUUUUCUGCUUGGUUAGCCUACUACAUCAACCACCCCCUCUACACUCCACCAUCGUAUGGGAAUCUCCAAAUCUACUCUGCGUUGGUGCUGUUUAUGCUCUGUGAAGCUGGAAACUUCUCAAUUCAUUUGGCUCUCAAUAACUUGGGCUGUAAUGGUCUGAGGCCCAAGCGGAUCCCUUACCCCACCAGGAACCCCUUCACAUGGCUCUUCUUCUUCGUGUCAUGUCCCAACUACACCUAUGAGGUGGGGACGUGGUUGAGUUUCUCCAUCAUGACACAGUGUGUUCCAGUGGCUCUGUUCACGUUGCUGGGCUUCAUCCAGAUGACUAUCUGGGCACGGGGAAAACAUAAGAUGUACACCAGAGAGUUUACAGACUACCCUGAACUAAGAUCAGCUAUCAUCCCUUUGUUCCUUUGAGCCAGCCAGGAUUAACAACAAGAGCCUAAUCCUUAAUUAUACCCCUAUUCCUUAAUUAUACCCCUGUUCCUUAAUUAUACCCCUGUUCCUUAAUUAUACCCCUGUUCCUUAAUUAUACCCCUGUUCUUUAAUUAUACCCCUGUUCCUUAAUUAUACCCCUGUUCCUUAAUUAUACCCCUGUUCCUUAAUUAUACCCCUGUUCCUUAAUUAUACCCCUGUUCCUUAAUUUAUACCCCUGUUCCUUAAUAAGGGUUGCAAAACAUUCUGGUAACUUGUCACCAAAUCCCCAGUUUAUCCCAGAAAUCCCAGUUCUAAAUUCCACGUAAUCAGAAGGAAAUAAGCAAGGAAAUCUGUAAUCGUCCACCCAGGAUUUCUGGAACACCUGGGAAUUUUGGGUAAAUUACCAAAAUUGUGCGCAAACCUAUUCGCUAUACUUUUGGCCAGAGCCACAUAGGCCUCUUGCCAAAUGUAGUGUACUACAUAGGGAAUAGAAUGUUAUUUUAGACAGACCCAUUGCAUACUCUACUACAGUUAGAGAAAGCAGUGUACUGGACACUGUGGUAAUAGUGCACCUGUAGGGGAUAUGAUGUGGCUCUGACCAAAAGGAGUGACACUAUAUGGGGGGGACAACAGAUACCCAGUCAAUAAGCGAGCUGUAUAUAAAUGAACUUUGUGACAGCCUCUCGGUCAGAAUAGGGUUACAAGGCCUCACUCAGGCCUGUGACUUAACCUCAUCACUCAACUCUACACUAAAAGUGUACAUUUGUAGUAAGGUUAUGGGUUUACACAGAUAGAUAGAUAAUAGAUUGGUUUGAUUCCCUUUAGUCGUAGAGAAUUUAUACAUAUUUUUUUAUUCACCAUAAUCAUUGUUGCAGCACAGUUCAUGUGAGUGACAAUGUGUAUACGUUAUAGUAGUGCACUUGAAGUCUAGUGCACUUGAAGUCUAGUGCACUUGAAGUCUAGUGCACUUGAAGUCCAGUCUAGUGCACUUGUUCCCCUGUUGAAGGACGGACGGCCCUGUUCAGUCAAAUCAGAUAUGAAGUAACCAUAACUUUUAAUUUGUGUGAUAUUAAUAGUAUUUUUUAAAUCUUAUUUGUUUACGUUGUUAGUUUUACAGUGGAACUGCUCUAUUUGUUUUGUUCACAGUAACUUUGUGUUAUUAUUGAACCCAUUUGGAUUUAACAGGGUCAGUGUUUUGCUGUUAAAGCAGGGCAUCAGUUGAAGUUGAUACACAUAUCUAUUCUCAUCCAUAAUACUAGCUAUGACAGGGAUGGGCAACUGGCAGCUCGCGAGGGGCCCCUUAUGAAGGCCCU
Messenger RNA from Oncorhynchus tshawytscha (Chinook salmon), 2474 nucleotides. RefSeq names its product very-long-chain enoyl-CoA reductase. Lineage: Eukaryota; Metazoa; Chordata; Actinopteri; Salmoniformes; Salmonidae. Gene Ontology annotation, biological process: very long-chain fatty acid biosynthetic process. Gene Ontology annotation, molecular function: oxidoreductase activity, acting on the CH-CH group of donors. The record is from RefSeq and is a predicted model, not a curated record. The transcript has 12 exons. Bases 145 to 1161 code for a protein of 338 amino acids.